AGCGCCCUACGCUUCAGAGGACUGGAGUUUGCUGGCUUCUGAAACACCAAGAGGGUGAGAAGGCAGGCUGGACCAGACCCCGAGAAAAAGGAUAAGAAAAUUCUUUCAUUCCCAAGAGUUCAGAGGACUUAGACUUUUCAGAAGGCAGGUGGGAAACGAGCAAUCAAAGGUUCUGAGAAAACUGAGUUGGACUCCUCCCUGACCCCUCACUGUGGUAGGAUGAAUGUUGGGGUGGCACACAGUGAAGUAAACCCCAACACUCGAGUGAUGAACAGUCGGGGCAUCUGGCUGGCUUACGUCAUCUUGGUAGGACUGCUGCAUGUGGUUCUACUCAGCAUCCCCUUCUUCAGCAUUCCUGUUGUCUGGACCCUGACCAACGUCAUCCAUAACUUGGCAAUGUAUAUCUUCCUACACACUGUGAAAGGGACACCCUUUGAGACUUCUGACCAAGGAAAGGCUCGGCUUUUGACACACUGGGAGCAAAUGGACUACGGACUCCAGUUUACCUCUUCCCGCAAAUUUCUGAGCAUCUCACCUAUUGUACUCUACCUCCUAGCCAGCUUCUAUACCAAGUAUGAUGCUGCUCAUUUCCUCAUCAACACUGCCUCACUGCUCAGCGUACUGCUGCCUAAGUUACCCCAAUUCCAUGGGGUUCGUCUCUUUGGCAUCAACAAAUACUGAGGAAUGGAUUGAAGAGACCUCCACAGGAUUGCUGACAAUGUCCCAAGCUGCGUGCAAAACCUUGAAGGCCUCUUCAGCCCGAGGAUGAUGAUUUUUAUCAGGAUGAACCUACCAAAACACAGAAAUUUCUUCACAAAGCCAUUCUAGCCCUCCUCCAUAUUGGGUCUAUUCCCAUAUCAAACAGUUCUCUUUCAUUACCCUUUUGGAGAAUCAAUAGAGUUUAAUGAUUACUCUGCAGACAGGUCUGGGAAGGAAGUCCUAACUAUCAUUUUAUUAGGGCAUCAGCUACACUUAAUAUUCUAUGGCCUGGAAUAUUUUUAUUUGCCAUGGAUUGCUGAGGAUUAAAUUAGAAUACAUAUGAAGUAUGUUGCACUAAAUAUGGCUCUAGAGUGAGUAGCUUUCAUCAAGAAAACAAAUGGCUGGUGAGGAUGUGUAGGGAAAAAGGAGCCAAUAUUCACUGUUGGUGGGAGUGUGCUAUGGAAAGCAGUGUGAAGGUUACUCAAAAAGCUAAAAAUAGAAUACCAUAUGACCCAGAUAUACCACUAGGCAUAUUCCCAAAGAACUCCACCACACUUUACUACAGAGAAACGUGCUCAUCACUGUGAGUUCACAUUGCUCAUUGCUGUGAGUUCAAGGCCACACUGAGACUACAAAAUGAUGGGCUAGAGUGAAGCCCUACCUUGAAGAAAAGAAAAAAAAAAGUCCCCGUAUCU
Messenger RNA from Jaculus jaculus (lesser Egyptian jerboa), 1394 nucleotides. It is a transcript of the gene Ormdl2, whose product is annotated as ORMDL sphingolipid biosynthesis regulator 2. Bases 220 to 681 code for a protein of 153 amino acids. Gene Ontology annotation, biological process: negative regulation of ceramide biosynthetic process; intracellular sphingolipid homeostasis; ceramide metabolic process. NCBI's taxonomy places the organism in Eukaryota, Metazoa, Chordata, Mammalia, Rodentia, Dipodidae. Gene Ontology annotation, cellular component: endoplasmic reticulum membrane. The record is from RefSeq and is a predicted model, not a curated record. The transcript has 5 exons.